Molecule: messenger RNA, 823 nt
Organism: Serpula lacrymans var. lacrymans S7.9
Lineage: Eukaryota; Fungi; Basidiomycota; Agaricomycetes; Boletales; Serpulaceae
Exons: 6
Coding region: 108-557 (149 amino acids)
Biological process (GO): DNA damage tolerance; protein K63-linked ubiquitination
Cellular component (GO): nucleus
Molecular function (GO): ubiquitin conjugating enzyme activity
Source: RefSeq, a predicted model, not a curated record
GGUGCUGACAGUGUGACGGUGACUGCCAACCUGAGUGUAACCAGCCAACGAUCCUUUCAUCUUUCUGCUUGUGAUAUCACACCUCUCGAUUCUCAUAGAGUUACCGCAUGUCUUUACCCAAGGGAAUCAUCCAGGAAACCGAGAGACUCGUAGCAGAUCCUGCCCCUGGCAUCACGGCAGCGCCGCAUGAUGACAAUCUGCGAUACUUUGAUGUGACCAUCCAAGGUCCUGACGGGAGUCCGUUCCAGCAGGGCGUCUUUAAGCUUGAACUUUUUUUGCCGGAGGAAUACCCAAUGAGUCCCCCGAAAGUGAGGUUUCUAACAAAGAUAUACCACCCAAACAUCGAUAAGCUUGGUCGAAUUUGUCUGGACAUCCUGAAAGACAAAUGGUCGCCUGCGUUGCAGAUCCGGACGGUCUUGCUCUCCGUACAGGCACUACUGAGUGCUCCGAACCCAGACGAUCCUCUUGCUACGGAUGUUGCAAAGCAUUAUAAAGAAGACGAAAAAGAUGCGCAAAGAGUGAGCCGAGAGUGGACGGAGAAAUACGCGUCUCAAUGAAGCGACGGGUCGUGUCUGUAUGGAGGCAUUAUUAAGAAGGGUAACGGUGUUGUAAGCUGAGCGCUGGAGGCGACGAGGCGCAUCACGGGUAUUGUACUGCACAACAUGUGACUCUAACCAUUUUGUUUUCUUAUCAUUGUCUUGGAAGUACUAUUCUGCGAUUUCACAUUGCUGAGACGUAGACACGGCUCAGGUGCCAAAUGCCGUCAAUGUGCACUAUGGGGCAAGCGUAUUUGUAAAUUGUAUAAUGCAAGCGCAGGAUUGGC